Molecule: messenger RNA, 1868 nt
Organism: Ceratosolen solmsi marchali
Lineage: Eukaryota; Metazoa; Arthropoda; Insecta; Hymenoptera; Agaonidae
Exons: 7
Coding region: 27-1868 (613 amino acids)
Biological process (GO): mitochondrial protein catabolic process; mitophagy by internal vacuole formation
Cellular component (GO): mitochondrial outer membrane
Source: RefSeq, a predicted model, not a curated record
AGAAAAAGAAUAAAAAUAACGAAAAAAUGAGUAGAAAAGCGAUGCCUUUGAUGGAACUCAAUACUUGCGAACGAAUAAGGCCAGAAAGACCACGAAAUACAAUUCAAAAACUUGUGUGGAUGCCUAGCUCCCAAUUUCACUUAGAUUUUGUUGGUAUUUGUGAAGAUGAAGGCUUGAAUCCACGAACUGCAUUGAGAAGACUUCUCAGACUUUACGAAGGCUGUCACUAUCACGAAGCAGCAGGUUUCCUUAUGCGCUUGCCAAACUACACGCUAAGGGCAACCUUCUCGGACAUUCCUAUAGAUUUGCUAAUCGAAACACUACCACACAGUCUCGUUCUCCUGGAAGCUUUGUAUGUAAGACUGAUAGAGCUAGGUGUGCGUGACACCAAAGUCUUGAGGCUGGAACAGCUUCUAUGGAAAAUUGUGGGACUUAUGUCAACUGUUCAGAAUUCAUUCAAUUUAAAAGCAUGGGCAAGACUCUUAACUAUCCUGCACAGGGCAGCACCAAGCAUUCGGGCUGUUUUAAUUUACAGGUGGCGAGCUUUAGAACAAGCUAUCGAAGGGCUUGGUAAACACGGACUCAUAUUAAGUAAGCCUAAAAGUAGCGCUAGCGAUACAUCCACUAAUAACGGUAAUGCUACAUCGAACUUAGUGCCCCUCAGAGUCGCGCUUAGAGAGGAGUUAGAAAUGCGCUCAGAAGCAUGUAAGCAUGCACUUCACAAAAUUGAGAAUCUUGAGAAACAUGCAGGUGUGCAUAAAGGAGAUCAAGGCAUGCACGCAGCUUCUCAUCAACGUCAGCUGUCCCUUAAGUAUUACGAAGUGCAACAGCGUCUAAUCGACAAUCAAGGGCUCCUAAAUAUAUUGGAGAAAACUCGAGGUGAGCAUCUCGACCUGUUAUUGAAGGAACUUAAAUCACGGGUUGAACAAGAUAAGGAAGCAUUGAGACAGUGGACCGCGCUUCACAAGAUAAUAGCAGCACAGGAGAUCAGCAUUACUAAUGCCAAGAAUCCACCACCCCUUGCUACCAGAUUACUAGAGUUCUCGAGGGGCUGCGCAGUAGCGCUACAGCUUAUGAACGGUGACGGCACAGUGGAUCUAAAUAAUCCAUUUAAUAUAAAUAACUACGAUGACGAUGAAGAAGAGGAAGCAUCUUCAAGUAGUGCCGGCUAUCACACUGAUGAAAGCUGCAGUCCAUCACCUGAAUCAGGUUCCAAUUGCAUCACGGAUGAAGCACUUCAGGGUUUGCCCUGUUCAGAUGUUGAAGCUGAACAGCUACGCGAGAGAUAUGCUCUUUUAUACUCUCAGGGGAAUCUCCACACUCUUGAUGCUUUGAAUAACCUCGAGCCACUCAAAAAUGCUUUCGAACUUAAACUAAAGAUCCUAUAUUCAGUUGUUAUUCUAUCCUGGCGCCACGCAGGUAUUCUGCAAGCCUCGCGUCGGGUCGAAGCCCUUAAAAUACUUAAUGGCAGCAACGCGCAGUCGCAGCUGUCAGCUCCGGCUGACCUAGAGGACAGCAUCCGUCACCAACUGGCUACCGUAGGCGCACAGUCUGGUAUCCGAGAAGUUGGCCACCAAGUUGUGACCCAACUGGACCGCAUACUCUAUGAUUUUCCAUGCCUCAAGAACAGCUCUGAAAUGAAGAAGUAUGCGUUAUCAUGUUCGCGACUGGCUUGGACUUGUUUAUCUCGCGCAACGCCCCUUGUCCUCGACGACAAUCGUAGUAUCGAAUUUAGGCGUGAGAUACACGUCCGUCAUCACUCUUCACCGAAACCGACAGGCAACCGAAUUAAAGCCGUUCUAUGGCCUGCAUUACGAGAAGGAUUACAAGGACCGUUUCUACAUAAAGCCGUUGUACUUACUUAUUAA